CAAGCUUUUGUUUAUAAUUGAUUGGAAAACAUGAACUUUUUGCUCCUCACUUUAUAUUCUUUAUCCCUUUUCAAAAAUAUAAUAUCACUUGAAAAAGACCAGAAUUGCGACAGGGAGAAUUGUGAAGACGACAGAGUAAACCACGAGAAAGAAAAAUACAAGCUUAAAGCAUCAUGGAAAGGUUACCUUGACAACAUCAACAGUGCUGUUGCUAAGUUCCAUGAUUGCUCCAACAAAAAGUGUGGUUGCUAUAGCAAUGUCAUUGACCAAGAUUUACAGCUAUGGAGGGAUAGAGGCGGCAUCACUAAACACGAUUUUACAGCUGCUUCAGGGAAAGGAACUCAUUAUCAAAUUAUCAAUCAUAAAUUAUAUAGACAAGAAGACUGUAUGUUUCUAUUUAGAUGCAAAGGUGUAGAACACUUCAUAUUAGAAAUAAUUGACAAACUCCCAAAUAUGGAGAUGAUUAUCAAUGUUAGAGACUGGCCUCAGGUGCCUGUCUGGGGAGAGCCUUUACCAGUCUUCUCUUUUAGCAAGACUAGUAAUGAGAGAGAUAUCAUGUACCCUGCCUGGACAUUCUGGGAAGGAGGGCCUGCUGUCUGGCCAAUAUAUCCAACUGGUCUUGGACGCUGGGACCUGAUGAGAGAUGCUUUGAUCAAGAAAUCCCAGGAAUUUCCAUGGGAAAAGAAAGCACCGAUAGCUUUCUUUAGAGGAUCCAGAACAAGCCAUGAAAGAGAUCCUCUUGUUUUGUUGUCACGCUCAAAUCCAGAACUAGCUGAUGCGAAGUACACCAAGAAUCAAGCAUGGAAAUCUGAUAAAGAUACUCUUUAUGCCGAACCUGCUAAAGAAGUGCCUCUAGAGGACCACUGUCAAUUUAGAUACUUGUUUAACUUCCGAGGUGUUGCUGCUAGUUUCCGAUUCAAGCAUCUGUUCCUGUGCAAGUCGUUGGUAUUUCAUGUUGGCGAAGAGUGGUUGGAGUUUUUCUACCCUGCUCUUAAACCCUGGGUGCACUAUAUCCCUGUAAAGACGGACCUGUCUGAUGCUAGAGAUUUGAUCGAAUUUGCUAAUGCAAACGAUGAAGUUGCGCAAGGCAUAGCAUCAAGAGGAUAUGAUUUCAUCAAAGAUCAUCUAAGAAUGCAAGAUAUACGAUGCUAUUGGAAGAAACUGCUCAAAAAUUAUGCUAAACUACUCAAAUGGAAACCAGUUAGGAAUAACAAGCUAAUUCAAAUUCAUCCAGAAAAGAAAUCGAGUUGACAAAGCGCAUCACGAAUUGAAUAAAAAAAAUUCUUUCGAGUAGACGCAAGCGAUUGCUGGUUUUUAUCAUUCACAUGAGAUUCAAACAACAAAGGAACGUCGGCCAUGUUGGAGGUUUGAACAAAAUAUACUAAUGAGAAAUCCUUGGGUGAAGUACCUCCAAGAUGGCCGCUGUGAGGUAACCUGAAAACCAGCAAUAGCAGUGUGCCUUAGCAGUCCUCGUCCCUAAUAUCUAUAGAUAUUAGGGGGCCACUCAUAUUCCUGACAUUUUUAAAAGUAAAAGUGCAUUUCCAUUGAAUAUGAUACAGCUAAAAGCUUGCUAUCACAAUAGAAUUUUUAAAUACCUUUAAAAGAAAUUGUUGCUGUUGUUGU
Exaiptasia diaphana is the source of this 1623-nucleotide messenger RNA. RefSeq names its product protein O-glucosyltransferase 1. The coding region runs from base 31 to 1251 and encodes 406 amino acids. The record is from RefSeq and is a predicted model, not a curated record. The transcript has 10 exons. NCBI's taxonomy places the organism in Eukaryota, Metazoa, Cnidaria, Anthozoa, Actiniaria, Aiptasiidae. Gene Ontology annotation, molecular function: UDP-xylosyltransferase activity; UDP-glucosyltransferase activity. Gene Ontology annotation, cellular component: endomembrane system.